AGACCGCUUUCAAAGUUGGUGGAUAACCAAAGUUUUGGUUUUUGUAUAUAUAUUGUAGAUAUAUUACUCUCAAAUUUGUUAAGACUAUAUUUUGUCUAUGGUUAUGACAAUAAUUAUUACGACCGUCUGCAAGCUGCAAUAUGAUUUGUAUUCUUAUAACCAAAAGAUUACUUCCAACUUUUAAUAUAAUAAAGCCAAGACGUCUGUCCUCUAAAGCUGAAUUCAACAAUGUAGUUGAAUGUCCCUCGUAUUUUCAUUUAAGCAACAGUUUCAUAGAUUUCCCCAAUGAAGCAAAACAUUUAAUUGACUGUAUGCACAUCCAAUAUGAUUUUAUAGAUGAAGAUCAGGAAAAGAGUUUAUUUGAUGAAGCAGAUCCAUUUAUAAAGAGACUACGUUACCAAGUUGAUCAUUGGGAUGAUGCUAUUCAUCAAUAUCGGGAAACUGAGAAGUUAAAAUGGAAUCCAGAAAACACAAAAAUUAUAAACAAAGUCAGGGAACUGGCAUUCCCACGCCACGUAGGGCAGAUAAAAUAUGUACAUAUUUUAGAUUUAGAUAAGGAUGGUUAUAUUAAACCUCACAUUGAUGCUGUAAGGUUUUGCGGUGACACAAUAGCAGGUUUGAGCCUACUCUCCGACAGUAUUAUGAGACUGGUAAAUGAACAAAAUAAGUCGCUUUACGGCGACAUUCUUUUAAAACGAAGAUCUCUCUACGUGAUGAAAGGUACGGCAAGGUUUGAUUACACUCACGAAAUUUUAGCCAACGAAAAAAGUAUAUUUAAAGGGGAGACGAUCGUUAAAAAUAGACGCAUUAGUAUAAUCUGUAGAAACGAACCUGAUCCUAAAUAUAUGGGUAUUUAA
Messenger RNA from Cylas formicarius (sweet potato weevil), 857 nucleotides. Its product is annotated as alpha-ketoglutarate-dependent dioxygenase alkB homolog 7, mitochondrial. Gene Ontology annotation, biological process: fatty acid metabolic process; DNA damage response. The transcript is spliced from 4 exons. Bases 141 to 857 code for a protein of 238 amino acids. Lineage: Eukaryota; Metazoa; Arthropoda; Insecta; Coleoptera; Brentidae. Gene Ontology annotation, cellular component: mitochondrial matrix. The record is from RefSeq and is a predicted model, not a curated record.